Molecule: messenger RNA, 737 nt
Organism: Symbiodinium pilosum
Lineage: Eukaryota; Dinophyceae; Suessiales; Symbiodiniaceae
Source: the annotation of a GenBank genome assembly
GCUCAGCUCCAAAGAGCACCAUGAAGUCAGAGCUGUGGACGAACAUCCUGAAGGUCGACAAUCGCAAGAGGCAUUGGUUCGUCAAGCGGAAAGUGCAGUACUUUCUCUUCAAGCUGCAGGAUGCCAAGCGAUUGAAGAAGAAAAUCAACUUGGCUAGUGGAGCCAGUAAUUGUCGAGACCCAAAGGACGCAGACGCCGCAUGGGGCAUGUCCGCUCUGUUUGCGCACUUCUGGCCGCAGUUUGAGAAGACACUGAGUGCCAAGCAGCUUCAGUCCUUGGAGUUGAAGUUUGCCCGGGGCUACCUGGACGUAGAGCUCAUGGAGAAAGUGCGAACCAUGAGCCCAAACUUGCAGCUGCAUAACUUCCGCUUUUUGGCGGACCUGGGAUUCAAGGCCACUGUUGCGACAGUCCACGAGUCCCAGAGUACAGAGUCCCAGGCUGACCUUGCAGCGCAGAAGGCAGAGCUUCUCAAAGCACAGGCCAAAAUCCAGAAAGAGGUUGGUAUGUGGACGAGCUACAUGGAAAAAGUCGAGGACUUCAAGCGAAGCGCCAAAGGCCUUGAGGCUGAGGCCACCGACAGGCAGAGGGCUGCUCAGAGGGCUGCUGUGGAGAAAGCGCAGGAGACAAUGUUCCCUGUGCGGGAUGUGGCUGCGGCCAACCAUGGUGUCACUUUCGCGGAGGCCUGCCUGCAGCAGUUCCUGGAUGCAAAGUCUAUCUCGCAUGACAAAUCCUCUUGA